UGCACUUAAAACCCUAGGCAGAACUUUGCUUUUCACUCCCCUCUGCUCCUCCAACUUCUCCCUCAGCCGCCCCAUUCCCCUGUCCCCUCAACCCGAACCCCCAAAAUGGGUCGUGUGAUCCGAGCUCAACGUAAGGGAAGAUGCUCCGUCUUCAAAUCCCACACCCACCACCGCAAGGGCCCCGCCCGCUUCCGUUCUCUGGACUUCGGCGAGCGCAACGGCUACUUGAAAGGAGUCGUCACCGAAGUCCUUCACGACCCGGGUCGCGGUGCCCCGUUAGCCCGUGUCAGUUUCCGCCACCCUUUCCGUUACCAGCAACAGAAGGAGUUGUUUGUUGCCGCCGAAGGAAUGUUUACUGGGCAAUUCGUUUACUGCGGGAAGAAAGCUACUUUGAUGGUCGGAAAUGUUUUGCCCCUCAGAUCCAUCCCUGAAGGAGCUGUGGUUUGCAACGUGGAGCAUAAGAUGGGUGACCGUGGUGUCUUUGCUAGAGCCUCUGGUGAUUAUGCUAUCGUUAUCAGUCACAACCCUGAUAACGGAACCACUAGGAUCAAGCUUCCAUCUGGAGCUAAGAAGAUUGUGCCCAGUGGGUGCCGUGCUAUGAUUGGUCAGGUUGCUGGAGGUGGACGUACUGAGAAGCCCCUUCUUAAGGCUGGUAAUGCUUACCACAAGUACCGCGUGAAGAGGAACUGCUGGCCUAAGGUUCGUGGUGUUGCUAUGAAUCCUGUGGAACAUCCUCAUGGUGGUGGUAACCAUCAACAUAUUGGUCAUGCUAGCACAGUUCGCCGUGAUGCACCACCUGGUCAAAAGGUUGGUCUUAUUGCCGCACGUAGGACUGGUCGUCUCCGAGGUCAAGCUGCCGCUACAGCUGCCAAAGCUGAUAAGGCUUAAGCGAAUUAAAGGAUGCAGAGAUUUUUAUUUUUGUUAUCAUUUUCCGUUGUGUUGUGUUCUAGAGAGACUUGCCUAUUCAGUUCAGAUGUUGACAUUGUCAUUGCAAGAGUAUAGCACUAAAUUUUGGUUGGAUCUUUGGUUAUGAUUUUUGUUUCAGCGGUUCUUAUUAGAUGAAUGUUCCAUAUUUGGUUCAAUUUGUUGGCUUAA
This is a messenger RNA of Coffea eugenioides, 1095 nucleotides long. RefSeq names its product 60S ribosomal protein L8. The transcript has 2 exons. Bases 106 to 888 code for a protein of 260 amino acids. Gene Ontology annotation, cellular component: cytosolic large ribosomal subunit; ribosome. Gene Ontology annotation, molecular function: structural constituent of ribosome; RNA binding. The record is from RefSeq and is a predicted model, not a curated record. NCBI's taxonomy places the organism in Eukaryota, Viridiplantae, Streptophyta, Magnoliopsida, Gentianales, Rubiaceae. Gene Ontology annotation, biological process: cytoplasmic translation.